This is a messenger RNA of Hyaloscypha bicolor E, 1583 nucleotides long. Its product is annotated as WD40 repeat-like protein. The record is from RefSeq and is a predicted model, not a curated record. Gene Ontology annotation, molecular function: protein binding. The coding region runs from base 22 to 1461 and encodes 479 amino acids. Lineage: Eukaryota; Fungi; Ascomycota; Leotiomycetes; Helotiales; Hyaloscyphaceae. The transcript has a single exon.
ACCUCAAGACAACACCACAACAUGGCGAAACGAAAGCGGAAUAUUAAUGGCGAUUCUGCUGCUGCUGUAGCAGAUGCUCCCAGCAAGAAGGUGAAAUCCACCUCAUCCUCGACUCCCAAGUAUCCCAUCACCAUCCAAGUCAUCGCGGGGUCCUACGACAGAAUCCUCCACGGCGUCACAGCUACCAUCGACCUCAAGAACAAAGACAAAGUCGAAUUCGCAGAUACCUUCCUCUUCAAUGCCCACGCCUCCGCUAUCCGCUGUCUCGCACUCUCACCUCCAUCCGCCCCCAUCCCAAAGCAAACGCAAAAGAUCAUCCUCGCAAGCGGCAGCACCGACGAACGAAUAAACCUCUACCACCUCUCCGCCCACGCCCCCUCCAAGAUCUCCGUCCCGGUGACCCCUAGCUUGAAUCCCAAAGCAAUUGUCGAGAAUCCGCAAAAUCGAGAGCUGGGAAGUCUGCUGCAUCAUUCGAGCACGAUAACGGCGCUACAUUUUCCGAAUCGGAGUAAGCUUUUGAGCUCGGCGGAGGAUAGCACGAUUGCGGUUACGAGGACGAGGGACUGGAGUCUGUUGAGUACAAUUAAGGCGCCAAUACCGAAGCCGGUUGGUAGACCGAGUGGGGAUACGGCGCCGUUGGGUGGUGCUCCCAGUGGGGUUAAUGAUUUUGCUGUUCAUCCGAGUAUGAAACUUAUGAUAUCUGUGGGGAAGGGAGAGAAAUGUAUGAGGUUAUGGAACCUGGUCACCGGGAAGAAGGCGGGUGUGUUGAAUUUCGAGAGGGGGAUACUGGGCGAAGUUGGAGAAGGCAAACACAGCAGUGGAGAGGGAAGGAAAGUUGCUUGGGGAGCUACAGAUGUGGGAGAAGAGUUCUGUGUUGGUUUUGAAAGGGGUAUAUUGGUGUUCGGGAUGGACAGCAAGCCGAAAUGCAAAGUCGUCCCCGAACCGAGAACGAAGAUUCACGAAUUAUGCUAUGUACAACUGGGAGAUGAGGGGGAUAUUCAGCUCCUGGUAGUGUCGACAGAAGAUGGGAGAAUACUGUUCUACUCUACGAGACCAGCAGAUUUGGUGACAUCAGCAACAGCACAGGGGAAAGAAGCCCCGCUUGCUUCAGCAAAAAUGUUUGCACAACUUGGCGGAAAAGAAGCCGGACUUUCAGGACGGAUCAAAGAUUUUAGCAUCCUAAGCAACGGAGAGGGUCUUGCCAGAGACUUUAUAGUCGUCACAGGAGGCAGCGACGGCGCCUUAAGGAUCUGGAAACUCGCCGCUGCCGAAGUUGCCUCUCACAAAGGAAAGGCCAAACAAGUUGGCGAGCUACUCGGAACAUACGAAACGAAUAACCGCGUCACAUGUCUGAAAUCGUUCGUCAUGUUACCAAAAAUGGAGGGAGCAGAAGAUGAUGAAAUCGAUGAUUUCGAGGGAUUUGAGGACGGGGAGGAGGAAAGUAGUUCUGAUAGCGACUAAUGAUACCCCAUAUCUUGCUGCCACCAACCUGCUUCUCAUCAACGUUCAAAACCAUUCUCCAUCAGUGUCUGACAAGUUGCCUAGUGAAACCUCUCAAAAGCUCGAACCCAAAUAAACACGCA